GCUCGUUCGCAUCCCACACAUCACUACUGGGAGAAAGAUGGCGGCGGGCUCCGAUUUGCUGGAUGAUGUUUUCUUCAACACAGAGGUGGACGAAAAAGUAGUUAGUGAUCUCGUCGGAUCUCUGGAGUCUGAACUAACAGGAGCAGGGCACGUCAACACACCCACCAGCAGGGUCCAGACGUCUGCACUAAACCACGUCGGCGGUAACUCAGCUGUAGGGAGUAUUUCCAAUGUCCAGGGCAGCAACAUGGGACUUUCACAACAAGAGCUCGCGAAAGCAGGAACAGGAGGUGUCAUUAACAGUACGGGGUCCAACAAGCAUUCAAGUAUGGAUGGAGGAGCAGCCGGGACCACGUCGAGCAUCACAGCCGCUCAGAGUGCGUCGAAGCCGGGCACAGCUAGUGGAGUCGUCGCGGUGGUGUCAGAUGCAGCAGCUGUAUCUGGUGGUGGUGGUGUUGUUGUUGUUGGGAAAACUGGAGGUGGUGGUGUUCAAACUUUGAAUGGAAGUGCCGUGUUGAUGAACUGUCACAUCACAGCAGCAGGAGGCAGCAGCAUUAACUCUCAGCCGGCUGCUGUCACGGUUGUCAACAACAACAACAACAACAACGGACCUGUUUCUGUGAGCAAAGGAGGCGCAACGGUUUUGUCUGCAGCAACAACAACAACAACACCAGCAAGUACUAUCAUAAGAACUCCUUCUUCAAGUGCUGUGAUUUCAUCUCAGCCCUCUGUGUGUAAAAGUGUGCCCACUGUCACGCUGGUGAGGCCACCUAUGCAAACUCCCACCAACACCAACACCAUCACAUCUCAUGCAACCACAGUGUUAACAUCACCAGUCAGUGUCACCUGCACGGCCGGCUCUAAAACCAUCAUGCAGACAACAACAGCGACUCUGAGGAACCCUCAGACUGUUUUGCAAAACGUGAGGACUUCAGUGCCAUCGUCAACAAUAGCUGCUGCCACUUCUCCAGGUGGAAUACGAGCUAUUGCUCCACAGGUGUUGGCCCCAAGACUCACCCAGCAGCCUCAACAAAACGCCCCAAAUAUCCAAAACAUCCAACUCCCCCCAGGCAUGGUCUUGGUUCGCAGUGAGAGCGGGCAGCUUCUGGUGAUUCACCAGCAGACCUUGGCUCAGAUGCAGGCUCAGUCGCAGUCCCAAAGCGCCAUGACACCACGACCUGCAGCCCCCACCAGCACUCCACCUGUCCAGAUCACCUCUCUACAGGCUCCAGGCGCAUCACUGCUGGCUCGCCCGGUUACCCCCACCACCAUUAUUAAACAAGGUUCCACGGUCCAGACCACUGUGACGGCCACCACCACACUGCAGAGACCUCCUGUGCUGCAGAACACCAUCAUGCUGGGAGGAACUGCCUCCACCCCGGGACAGCCGCUGGGGACGCCCACCACGGUGCAGCCUGGUUCUGCAGCCACAGCAGUAACACAGAGGUUAACUGGGACCCCUGUCGCUCCAACAGCUAUCUCAGCUGAGACACUGGAGAAUGUAAAAAAGUGUAGAAACUUUCUGUCCACGUUGAUCAAGCUGGCAUCCAGUGGGAAACAGUCCUCGGAGACUACGGCCAACGUCAAGGAGCUGGUCAAGAGUUUGCUGGAAGCGAAGAUCGAGCCAGAAGAUUUCACCAGUAGGUUAUACCGGGAGCUCAACUCCUCACCACAGCCGUACCUUGUGCCUUUCCUGAAGAGAAGUCUCCCAGCCCUGCGUCAGAUGACCCCAGACUCCGAGCUCUUCAUCCAGCAGAGCCUGCUGCCUCUGCCCAGCACUCAGCCUGCUGCGGCAGUCUCCACAGCACUCACCGCCGUGGUGCUGCGACCUCCUCUCUCCACGGUCCCCACUACGGCCACCAGCACUGCCGCAACCAAAACCACAGUUAUCAGCCUCACUCAGACACAUCACUGUAAACCUGGACUGAUAGUGCCCCAGCAACAGGGGACGACGGUGAGGCCACAGGUGACGCUGGCUCAGUCUCCCAUGGUAACGCUCAGAGGACAAUCUCACAGCCGCAUCAUUGUGGGUCAGCAGCAGGUGGUCAAACAGCUGCAGACAGCAGUGAAGCAGACGUUGGCUCCUGCGGCCAAAGGAGUGCAACUGGUCAGUCAGGCCUCUCUCACUGCUGCUCAGAAGAACAAGCUGAGAGAAGCAGGAGGGGGAACCUUCAGGGAUGAUGAUGAUAUCAAUGAUGUGGCCUCCAUGGCAGGAGUCAACUUGUCGGAGGAGAGCGCCCGUAUCUUAGCAACCAACUCCGAGCUUGUUGGCAAGGUGACUCGUUCCUGUAAGGAUGAGACCUUCCUCGCCACCUCUUUGCUCACCCGGAGAGCUCUGGAGAUUGGUAAGAAGUUUGGUGUCAGCGAGUUGGGCACGGAUGUGAUCAACUACAUUUCCCACGCUACACAGCAGCGACUACAAAACCUGCUGGAAAAGGUGUCGCUAGUGGCACAGCACAAAAACAUAACCUUUAAGGAGGAUGAGCGGUGUGAGCAGGUCGGCGACGUGCGAGCCCAGCUUAAAUUCUUCGAGCAGCUGGAUCAGAUGGAGAAGCAAAGGAAGGAAGAGCAGGAGAGAGAGAUUCUCUUGAAGGCUGCCAAGUCUCGGUCACGGCAAGAGGACCCUGAGCAGCUCAGACUGAAACAGAAGGCCAAAGAGAUGCAGCAGCAGGAGCUGGCUCAGAUCAGACAGAGAGAAGCCAACCUAACGGCGCUGGCAGCAAUCGGCCCGAGGAAAAAGCGGAAAAUGGACUCUCCUGUUAGGGGCUCCAGUGCGGAGGGCUCAGGGUCGGGCCCCUCUCAGCCUGGAGGCUCCGGUGGAGCAGGCUCCAGACAGUUUAUGCGACAGCGCAUCACCAGAGUCAACCUCAGGGACCUGCUCUUCUGCCUGGAGAAUGAAAGGGGGACCAGUCACUCACACCUGCUCUAUAAAGGCUUCCUCAAAUAGCACCCGCAUUAAAAUGACUAGUCUCGCUCAGUGGCAUUAAGGGAAGCAGAGUUGACUGUCAGCUCAGACCCUUUCUGCCGGUACUUCCUUUGAUCACCCGCUGCUGAAUGAUGAGACGUCCGUCUGUGGGAAGAGAAUUAUCUGGAACACUGAAGAGACGUCUUCUUUUAAAAGCCUCUUCAAGCACAGGUCUUUUGUAUUUUCAGAGGAGCAAAUAAUCCGAACUCGGCCCUGAUUUCAGCGUGCCUCUCGGCUCGAUUUGCUCUUUAGAGACCAGUUGCACCCAACCACGCUUCGGUCAUGCACUGCCUCAUGCUGCACACAAGAAAAAAAACGUCUUUAACUGAACCGAGCACUUCAGACCCGAAGACCCCGUCGGUGUCGUUUUGCACUGACAUCCGUGUUGUAGCAGCAAAUCUCUGUGAAGUGGUUCCAUUUUAGAUUAACGUGCAACAAAGCCUGAUUUGACAAAACCGCAGUAAUGUGCUCUUGAUCAUGUGAACGUACACACUCUGUUUAUUUAAGUUCUUAACAGAGAUUUUAAUUUAUCACACAUUUAUACUAUAUUUUAGCACAGCUUUAAUGCCUGUGGAUUGUUUUUUCAGAGACUAAUCUUGACUAGCCUUGUCAUCUGCUGAGUUGCCUUCUUAACAAAUUAAGCCAUAUGGAUUUAGAAUGUGUUGAUCAGCUUCAGUAACUUCAUCUAGCCAAAAGCUCUCUCCAGAUUUGUAGGAUGUGUGCUUUAAUGUUUUGUUGUGCGCUUUCUUUCUUUGUCUCGAUUGGAUACAGAAAUGAUUGUUUAUAUGUCAUGUGUUGUGCAUGAUGUAAUCACAGCAUUUGAACUCUCGGCUCCCGACACAAUGGUUGAAAGUUUCCCGCCUUUUUUUCAGAUUCUAGCACAUUUUACUACAGAGACUACAUAUACUUUACAUUCCUAUCGAUCAUUUGUGAAGCACACCGUACUGUUCCCACCUCCCCCUACAGUCAGCAGCUUUCAAUCAUUUUCCUUAGAUAUAUAACCUUCUAUCACAGUGAACAUCCUCUCCAAAGUAAUUGA
This is a messenger RNA of Sebastes umbrosus (honeycomb rockfish), 4004 nucleotides long. Its product is annotated as transcription initiation factor TFIID subunit 4-like. The record is from RefSeq and is a predicted model, not a curated record. Gene Ontology annotation, biological process: DNA-templated transcription; transcription initiation at RNA polymerase II promoter. The transcript is spliced from 16 exons. Gene Ontology annotation, cellular component: transcription factor TFIID complex. Bases 38 to 2947 code for a protein of 969 amino acids. Gene Ontology annotation, molecular function: RNA polymerase II general transcription initiation factor activity; DNA binding; protein heterodimerization activity. Lineage: Eukaryota; Metazoa; Chordata; Actinopteri; Perciformes; Sebastidae.